AUGUCGACGUCGGCGUUGGCAACCCUGUCAAUCUUGAUUCCACUAACGAUCUCUCUAUUCAUCGUUGCUCCUGCCUUAGGCGCCCCCAGCCUUGAAGAUUUGAUUGUCCCGCUUCCUCCGCCACCGCCACCUCGUGACCAAUCCUCUGCCGGAGCAGGAUCGACGGACCCAAACCACAUGAAAUACACAGGGAAAUCGUUGGCCUCCCAAUUCUUGUACGCCCACAACAAAGUCCGGGCCAAGUACUACCUCCCGGCCCUGAAAUGGAACCGGACCCUGGCACGCUUCGCCAGGCACUACGCAAAUACCCGGCAGAAAGACUGCCUGUUAGAGCACUCCAGCAACAGGGUGUACGGCGAGAACCUUUUCUGGAGCAAGUACGGGCACUGGACCCCGGCAAACGUGGUCAAGACGUGGGCCGACGAGAGCAAGUACUAUGAUUUCCAGAAUAAUCAGUGCCUUGACAACCAGCCGUGUGGCCACUUCACACAGAUCAUUUGGAAGUCCACCACCCGUUUGGGCUGUGGGCGGGUCCAGUGCCUGAAUAACAAGGGCUUUCUCUACGUCUGCGCAUACGAUCCCCCUGGCAAUUACUAUUUUGAAGGCCCAUUAGGUGGCCGUUUCAAGAACUCCAUUGUCUAA
Molecule: messenger RNA, 642 nt
Organism: Linum tenue
Lineage: Eukaryota; Viridiplantae; Streptophyta; Magnoliopsida; Malpighiales; Linaceae
Source: the annotation of a GenBank genome assembly